AUCGUAUAAACGCCGAAAUAUGAUACAUAGUUUGUUUAUAGUGAACAGUGGCGGCGAGGUGUUCCUGGAGAAGCACUGGCGUUCGGUGGUCUCACGGUCCGUCUGCGAAUAUUUUCUGGAUGCCCAGAGAGCGGCUCCAUAUGAUGUACCACCGGUGAUAGCAACGCCUCAUUUCUACCUCAUCACGGUGCAGCGGGAUGCAGUGUCUCUGGUGGCCGCCUGCAAGCAGGAGGUGCCACCCCUCUUCGUCAUUGAGUUCCUACAUCGUGUGGUGGACACAUUCCAGGAUUACUUUGGUGAUUGCAGUGAAACAGUGAUCAAAGACAACUAUGUGGUGGUCUAUGAACUGCUGGAUGAGAUGCUGGACAAUGGCUUUCCACUGGCCACUGAAAGCAACAUCCUGAAAGAGCUAAUCAAGCCGCCAAACAUACUGCGAACCAUUGCCAACACGGUGACGGGGAAGAGCAAUGUCAGCACCACUUUGCCCUCGGGACAAUUGUCAGCGAUUCCGUGGCGCAGGAGUGGAGUAAGGUACACCAAUAAUGAGGCGUACUUCGAUGUCAUUGAGGAGGUGGAUGCCAUUAUAGACAAGUCUGGUUCCACGGUAUUUGCAGAGAUACAGGGACAUAUUGACUGCUGCAUCAAGCUAUCGGGCAUGCCAGAUCUUACCUUGUCCUUUAUGAAUCCUCGUCUAUUUGAUGACGUCUCCUUCCAUCCUUGUGUGCGGUUCAAACGCUGGGAGGCAGAACGUUUGCUCUCCUUUAUACCACCCGAUGGCAAUUUCCGGCUAAUGUCGUAUCACAUUAGCUCACAAUCUGUGGUGGCCAUACCCAUCUAUAUAAGGCACAAUUUCUCGAUUAAAACGGGUGAACAGGGACGACUGGAUUUGACCAUAGGACCUAGAAAUACCCUGGGACGUACAGUGGAUAAGGUGAAGCUGGAGCUGACCAUGCCGCGAUGUGUGCUCAAUUGUUUGCUGACACCCAAUCAGGGCAAAUACACAUUCGAUUCGGUGACCAAGACCUUGUCCUGGGAUGUGGGUCGCAUUGAUGUAUCCAAGCUGCCAAAUAUUAGGGGAUCGGUUUCCAUUACGCCUGGAACAACGAAUAUUGAUGCAAAUCCAUCCGUUAAUGUUCAGUUCCAAAUCUCACAGCUGGCCGUCUCUGGGUUAAAGGUGAAUCGUUUGGAUAUGUACGGGGAGAAGUACAAACCCUUCAAGGGCGUCAAAUACCUGACCAAGGCGGGCAAGUUCCAAGUCCGGAUGUAGGACACCCACAAACAAAGAGAGAAAAAGAGAGAGAGAGGACAAGCCACGUUCCGCCCCGAUUCCAGCUUUAAUUAAGUGCUAAUGCUAAGUGUAUUCCACUGUUUUAUGUCAUCCAAUGUCCAAUGCCUCCCCCCAAUAUAUCUCAUUUAUCUAUGUAUCUCUUAAACUAUCCAUUAAAAGUUCAACUCCA
Molecule: messenger RNA, 1457 nt
Organism: Drosophila serrata
Lineage: Eukaryota; Metazoa; Arthropoda; Insecta; Diptera; Drosophilidae
Gene: cm
Product: AP-3 complex subunit carmine
Biological process (GO): vesicle-mediated transport; intracellular protein transport
Cellular component (GO): clathrin adaptor complex
Source: RefSeq, a predicted model, not a curated record